AGUAAGCAGGACUACAUUUCCCAGCAUGCACCGCGACUUCGGAGCCGCACCAACAGCAACAGGCGGUUGGACACUGCAGCGACACAGCGGCGCUCGAGCUGCGACACCGCGGGUUCAGGUUAAAAAUGAGCGACAGCACGGAAGAAUAUCGGGCUACGUUGGUAAUGGAGCGCUCUUCCUACUCUCAGGUUGUUUUUAUGGAUGUGCCUCGCUCUUACCCACCCAGCACUCCUGUAAAGUGCUCUUUCACUGUGACUGGAGAACUGAUACCCACCUCUAAAGACUGGAUCGGCGUUUUUAAGGUUGGCUGGAAUUCGACACAGAAGUACUACAAUUAUGUGUGGGUGGAGCCUCCUUUGGAAAACGAUGGAACUGAGCCCCUUAAACUAGAAGUUGCCUUUAGUGAGUACUACCUUCCUAAGGAUGAUGGGGAGUUCUACCAGUUCUGCUAUGUGGACAGUGGUGGACAGGUCAGAGGAGCCAGCACGCCAUUCUGCUUCCAAAUCCCAGCAGAAUCAAGCCUAGACAGCAGCCUGGAAAAAGACAUUUUAGUGAUUACAACACAGGAACAAGCAGAGCAGAUGGAGAAAGAGAAGAAGGGCUUAGUGACAGAGAUGGAACACUUAAAAGAAGAAAAGAAGAUUUUGAAAAAUGAGCUGGAUGAGAGAUUGCGUGAGAUCCACCGUCUGAGGAUGUACAUAGAUAAACUGAAAGCAGACAGCACAGCUGAGACUCAACCAUCAAAAGAACAGAGGUCUGAGAUUGUUGAACAGGUUACCCGUAAGGAACAGCUUCUCUGUGACGCUGUGGCAGAAGACGAAACCAAACAAGAACAGGAAGUGCCGACAACACCGUCUAUGCAGCCAGCUUCAAUGAUUGGUCUCCAAGACAAAUAUGAUAAGGCCAUGCAGAAGAUCAGCAUGCUGAAGCAGGAGAAACUUCACCUGGAGGAACAGGUCGAAGCCCAGCAGGCAAAGAAUUUACAACUGGAUUCCAAAAUGAAAGAAGCUGAGGAGGAUUUUCACAGACUACAAGAUCAUGUCCAGUUGCUGCAGGUUGAUGUACAAAGCAGCCGGAAAGAGAAUGAAAGGUUGCAUUCCGAAAUUCAAGAGACCAUAAGAGAGGUGGAGGGACUGCGGGUAGAGAACAAGGCUUUAAAAGGAGCUUUAUCAGAACAAGGGCCUUCUGAUGGGGAAAAUGUUAAGGUGCAGACCAUCCUAAAGCAGCUGACAGAAGCCAGAGGAACCCUGCACAAUGAGAUUUCAAACUGCAAUGAGGCAAACAGACGUGCAGAUAAAGCUGAGAUGGAGCUGAAAGAACUGAGGAAGCAGCUUGAGCAAAGACCAGUGGCUGAAGAAAAGCAACAGAACAAAGGCCAGAUUGAGGCCCAGCUUAAGGAAGCCCUGAGAAGAAUUGAUGAACAGGACAACGCUGUGGCAAGGAAUCAAUUAGAAAAGGAAGAACUUUAUGAAGAGAACAAGAAACUCAAAGAAGAUGUAAGCAGAUUACAAAAACAACUGUAUGAACUCCAGGUUGCAUCAGUAGCUGCUGUUGCUAAACCACAAACCAGCCCCAUCAGUCCAUCAUUUACUGAUCCAUUCUCAGGACCAGAGUUGCCCCCCCAUUACUUCGACAAUAUCGCUGAACUCUCAGGGAAUUCAGCUGGGACAGAAAACAAGAAGGUGUGCCGUCACUGUCAAGUGUGUUUUCCUGAAAUCAGUGAAGAUGAACUGACAAUGCACGAGCAAUCUCACAAAGUGUGUCCCUUCUGUACUCUGAUCUGUGAUGAUCUGGAGCAGCAGGAGUUUGAAGACCAUGUGUACAGCCAUGAAUGACCGCCUCAUCUAAGCCCUUCUAAGACAAAUAAGCCAUUGCUAAUUUAAACAUAUUAGAACUUUAAAAAACAUCAGUAAUUCCAUAUGUUGUGGCCUAUCUCUAAAUGUUUCUUCCUACUAAUAUAUUUCAGUAUUUAUUUAUUUCUCACCUAAACAUGCAAUACUGCACUGUGUAAAAUACAGUUGAAAACUGUGAUUGUUUUCAAAUUGCUGUAAUAAUAAGAGCAAUAAUAAACAAUUCUAUCAUUUA
Astyanax mexicanus (Mexican tetra) is the source of this 2085-nucleotide messenger RNA. RefSeq names its product calcium binding and coiled-coil domain 2 (gene calcoco2). The record is from RefSeq and is a predicted model, not a curated record. The transcript has 14 exons. NCBI's taxonomy places the organism in Eukaryota, Metazoa, Chordata, Actinopteri, Characiformes, Acestrorhamphidae. Bases 126 to 1835 code for a protein of 569 amino acids.